Fukomys damarensis (Damara mole-rat) is the source of this 2486-nucleotide messenger RNA. It is a transcript of the gene Stat3, whose product is annotated as signal transducer and activator of transcription 3. Lineage: Eukaryota; Metazoa; Chordata; Mammalia; Rodentia; Bathyergidae. Bases 40 to 2352 code for a protein of 770 amino acids. Gene Ontology annotation, biological process: growth hormone receptor signaling pathway via JAK-STAT; response to peptide hormone; defense response. The transcript has 23 exons. The record is from RefSeq and is a predicted model, not a curated record. Gene Ontology annotation, molecular function: RNA polymerase II cis-regulatory region sequence-specific DNA binding; DNA-binding transcription factor activity, RNA polymerase II-specific.
ACAGGCACUUCGGUUGCAGGUGGGACUUGAGCCGGCAGCAUGGCGCAGUGGAACCAGCUGCAGCAGCUGGACACGCGGUACCUGGAGCAGCUGCAUCAGCUGUACAGUGACAGCUUCCCCAUGGAGCUGCGGCAGUUCCUGGCGCCCUGGAUCGAGAGCCAGGACUGGGCAUACGCAGCCAGCAAGGAGUCGCACGCCACGCUGGUGUUCCACAACCUCCUGGGCGAGAUCGACCAGCAGUACAGCCGCUUCCUGCAGGAGUCCAACGUCCUCUACCAGCACAACCUGCGCCGCAUCAAGCAGUUCCUGCAGAGCAGGUACCUGGAGAAGCCCAUGGAGAUUGCACGCAUCGUGGCCCGGUGCCUGUGGGAGGAGUCGCGCCUCCUGCAGACGGCCGCCACCGCGGCCCAGCAAGGGGGCCAGGCCAACCACCCGACGGCGGCCGUGGUGACGGAGAAGCAGCAGAUGCUGGAGCAGCACCUGCAGGACGUGCGGAAGCGGGUGCAGGACCUGGAGCAGAAAAUGAAGGUGGUGGAGAACCUGCAGGACGACUUCGACUUCAACUACAAGACCCUGAAGAGUCAGGGAGACAUGCAGGACCUGAACGGGAACAGCCAGGCCGCCACGCGGCAGAAGAUGCAGCAGCUGGAGCAGAUGCUGACGGCGCUGGACCAGAUGCGCAGGAGCAUCGUGAGCGAGCUGGCCGGGCUGCUGUCGGCCAUGGAAUACGUGCAGAAGACGCUCACGGACGAGGAGCUGGCGGACUGGAAGAGGCGGCAGCAGAUCGCGUGCAUCGGGGGUCCCCCCAACAUCUGCCUGGACCGCCUGGAGAACUGGAUCACCUCCUUGGCGGAGUCACAGCUGCAGACGCGCCAGCAGAUUAAGAAGCUGGAGGAGCUGCAGCAGAAAGUGUCCUACAAGGGCGACCCCAUCGUGCAGCACCGGCCCAUGCUGGAGGAGAGGAUCGUGGAGCUGUUCCGAAACCUGAUGAAAAGCGCCUUCGUGGUGGAGCGGCAGCCCUGCAUGCCCAUGCACCCCGACCGACCCCUAGUCAUCAAGACUGGCGUCCAGUUCACCACCAAAGUCAGGCUGCUGGUGAAGUUCCCGGAGUUGAAUUAUCAGCUUAAAAUCAAAGUGUGCAUUGACAAGGACUCGGGGGACGUGGCGGCCCUGCGCGGGUCCCGGAAGUUCAACAUCCUGGGCACGAACACCAAGGUGAUGAACAUGGAGGAAUCCAACAACGGCAGCCUCUCGGCCGAGUUCAAGCACCUGACCCUCCGGGAGCAGAGGUGUGGGAACGGGGGCCGCGCCAACUGCGACGCCUCCCUGAUCGUGACCGAGGAGCUGCACCUGAUCACCUUCGAGACGGAAGUCUACCACCAGGGCCUCAAGAUCGACCUGGAGGCGCACUCGCUGCCCGUCGUGGUGAUCUCCAACAUCUGCCAGAUGCCCAACGCCUGGGCGUCUAUCCUGUGGUACAAUAUGCUGACCAACAACCCCAAGAACGUGAACUUCUUCACCAAGCCCCCGAUCGGGACCUGGGACCAGGUGGCCGAGGUGCUGAGCUGGCAGUUCUCCUCCACCACCAAGCGCGGCCUGAGCAUCGAGCAGCUCACCACGCUGGCCGAGAAGCUCCUGGGACCCGGCGUGAACUACUCGGGGUGCCAGAUCACGUGGGCAAAGUUCUGCAAGGAGAACAUGGCGGGCAAGGGCUUCUCCUUCUGGGUCUGGCUGGACAACAUCAUCGACCUGGUGAAGAAGUACAUCCUGGCCUUGUGGAAUGAGGGGUACAUCAUGGGCUUCAUCAGCAAGGAGCGGGAGCGCGCCAUCCUGAGCACCAAACCACCAGGCACCUUCCUGCUGCGCUUCAGCGAAAGCAGCAAGGAGGGCGGUGUCACCUUCACCUGGGUGGAGAAGGACAUCAGCGGUAAGACCCAGAUCCAGUCGGUGGAGCCGUACACCAAGCAGCAGCUAAACAACAUGUCGUUUGCCGAGAUCAUCAUGGGCUAUAAGAUCAUGGACGCCACCAACAUCCUGGUGUCCCCACUGGUCUACCUGUACCCCGACAUCCCCAAGGAGGAGGCCUUUGGGAAGUACUGCCGGCCCGAGAGCCAGGAGCACCCAGAAGCUGAAACAGGUAGUGCCGCCCCAUACCUGAAGACCAAGUUCAUCUGCGUGACCCCAACGACCUGCAGCAAUACCAUUGACCUGCCGAUGUCCCCCCGCACUUUAGAUUCAUUGAUGCAGUUUGGAAAUAAUGGUGAAGGUGCUGAGCCCUCAGCGGGAGGGCAGUUCGAGUCCCUCACGUUUGACAUGGAGCUGACCCCGGAGUGCGCGACCUCGCCCAUGUGAGGAGCCAGGACGCCACCUCCCUGCGGCCAGCGGCCAGACCCCGAGCACCCCCAGCCUUGUGGUUCCACAUUCUUUUCACUCUUCUCCUGCUAUCUCCGAGCAUCUGGCACUUUCUGAAGCAGAGACGCGGGCAG